Messenger RNA from Camelina sativa (false flax), 1587 nucleotides. Lineage: Eukaryota; Viridiplantae; Streptophyta; Magnoliopsida; Brassicales; Brassicaceae. The record is from RefSeq and is a predicted model, not a curated record.
AUGACUUGCAAAUUACUCCCAAACCUUGCUUACAUUGAUCUUAGCAUUAACCGUUUCUCUGGAACCAUUCCUCCUCAAUUCGGAAACAUCUCUAAACUCAUCUACUUUGACCUCUCCACAUACUACUUAACCGGAAAAAUCCCACUUGAGCUUGGCAAUUUGCGAAACCUCAAAACCCUCUAUCUUGAUAAAAACAAGUUAAACGGAUCGAUUCCAUUUGAGAUCGGUCUCUUAACCUCAGUUCAAGAUAUCGCCUUGUCUAUCAAUUCCCUAUCUGGACCAAUACCCUCUUCCAUUGGAAAUCUCACCAACUUGAUAAACUUGUACCUCGAUAGCAAUUCUUUUUCGAGUCCACUUCCUUCCGAGAUUGGAAACUUACCCAACCUUGUUGAGUUAGAGCUUAAUACAAACAACCUGUCUGGACCAAUACCCUCUUCCAUUGGAAAUCUCACCAACUUGGUAAACUUGUACCUCUAUACCAAUUCUUUCUCGGGUCCACUUCCUUCUGAGAUUGGAAACUUACCCAACCUUGUUGAGUUAGAGCUUAAUACAAACAACCUGUCUGGACGAAUACCCUCUUCCAUUGGAAACCUAACCUACUUGGUAAAGCUGUACCUUUAUAUCAACUCUUUCUCGGGUCCACUUCCUUCUGAGAUUGGAAACUUACCCAAUCUUGUUGAGUUAGACCUUACUGAAAACAGCUUCUCUGGCCAAAUCCCUUCCAGUUUCAGAGAGUUGAAGAAAUUAAUCCUUCUUAACAUGUUUGACAAUCAACUUUCCGGCAAAAUCCCCCCUGAGAUCGGAAAUCUCAAGAACUUGACGGGUCUUUCUCUUCAUCAAAAUUAUCUAACUGGUGUCAUACCCCCGGAACUAGGCAACAUGGAAUUUAUAACUAACUUGCAACUCGCCAAAAACAACUUCACUGGUUUCUUGCCUGAAAACAUUUGCAAAGGUGGGAAGCUUCAGAAACUCUCAUUAGAUGAUAAUCACUUCGAAGGUCCUAUCCCGAAAAACUUGAGAGAUUGCAAGAGCUUGAUCAGAGCAAGAUUCAUAGGGAACAGAUUCAUUGGAGAUCUUUCUGAAGCUUUUGGGGUUUACCCACAUCUUGAUUUCAUUGAUCUCAGCCAUAACAAAUUCCAUGGAGAGAUUUCAGGCAACUGGGGGAAGAGUCGAAAGCUAAGUGCCUUGAUCAUGUCAAACAACAACAUCACAGGUGUUAUCCCACCAGAGAUUUGGAACAUGACACAACUAGUUGAGCUGGAUCUGUCUACCAACACCCUCGCUGGUGAGCUUCAAGAAGGAAUUGGAAAUCUCACAGGUUUGUCGAAGCUGCUACUUAAUGGGAAUCAGUUAUCUGGGAGAGUUCCUGCAGGUUUAAGUUUCUUAACCAAGCUCGAGUCUCUGGACUUAUCUUCGAAUAGAUUCAACUCUCAGAUCUCACAAACCUUUGACUCCUUUACUAACCUCCAUCACAUGAACCUGAGCAGAAACAAAUUUGAUGGACACAUUCCCAGAUUAACAAAGCUUGUUCAGUUAACUUAUCUUGAUCUCAGCUUUAACCAGCUCGACGGAGAAAUCCCAUCAUAA